Molecule: messenger RNA, 3003 nt
Organism: Henningerozyma blattae CBS 6284
Lineage: Eukaryota; Fungi; Ascomycota; Saccharomycetes; Saccharomycetales; Saccharomycetaceae
Gene: COS111
Product: Cos111p
Exons: 1
Coding region: 1-3003 (1000 amino acids)
Source: RefSeq, a predicted model, not a curated record
AUGAGCACUGCAAACCUUUCUUCCUCGAGCAUUACGAUCGUCGGUAAUAAUUAUCACCGCUACGGUACUUCUGUCUUUGAACAACUAUAUUCUGAAUCUCAACAGUCCAAUUCUAGAUUACAUGCAUCUUUCUUGUUAGAUACAGAUGAUGAAGAGGGCCAUAUUGCAAGAACCGCCUCACCAGCAGUAUCGUUGACUUCUACAGAUACUGUGAUGAGACAUUCUCCAGCAUUGGAUUCCUCGAGCAGUCUUCUUAUUAAGCCUGUAUCGCCGGUCAAGUUAAAGAAACAGAAAUACUCCUCAUUAAUCUCUACAUCGUCCAAAGUUAUCAAGAAGAAACUCAAAGCUGAUCUGUCAUCCAUCCAUCUAGACUCGGAUAGUUUUUCCUUAUUUUCCUCAAAGUCAUCAGCCUCUUUAACGGCUCAGUCUCCGGUUCAAUCCUCGACAAAACCACUUUCAACUUCAAUUUCAAACCCCUCGGAGAUAGUUUCCUGUUCUGGAACGUCGGCUGUUGUUUCCCAUCCGAAAUUGACUUUCCGUAAACUACAAAGAGAUGACCCUUUCAAGACAAUUAAUGAUCUACCUGUGGAGAUCCUUGUUAAUGUUAUUCAAAUGAUCGACAGACAUAAUAAUGGCUCUCAAAAGGUAUUGUUGGCAUUAUUAUCGAUCAAUAAGAACUUCUAUACAUCCACAAAACUGGUACUUUAUCAAUAUCCCAAAUUUAAUUCAACUUAUAGAUUGGCACAAUUCGUCACUUCUAUAAGACAGAAUCCUGAAAACGGGUUAUUAGUUAAAACAUUGGAUUUAUCAUCUUUGAAACCAGGUCUAGUCACUACCUCCUCUGCUGUCACUACCCCAAUUACUUCAGAUGAUGAAUUAUCACCAAUCAAUUCCGCAAAUUCCAACUCAUCUACUAAUGUUGCGUCAUCUUCUGCAAAUUUGAAAAUAGAUAACGAUAUUGCUUAUGCGGGUUGGAGAGAUUGGAGACUCCGUACUGAUCCAUUGUAUAGUUCUCCACUUUUGAACACAAUGAAUUUGAAACGUGUGUCUUCCAAUACAAACAACUCUUCUGUAUCGAAUUCAACUUCAAACUCAUCCACCCCAAAGAGGAAUAGAUCUUCUUCAGUCACAUCCUUCAUGUCCUCAUUACAUCCUUCAAUCUCACAUUCAGAAAAUAUCUUGGGUUCAGCCACUCCUUCUUCCUCUUCUCCCUCUUCUGUUUCUCCUACAACUCCAAACAAUAGCAAUACCCCUUUAAAAAGAUCAAUCUCAAACACUACACCAUUAUCGAAAACUACAAGCAGUUCGAGUCUGACUUCAAAUACUUCCAAAACUUGGUCCAAUUUAAGAUCUACUUUGAAAAAUAAAUAUCAAAAGAACAAACAACUAUCUUCUCCAAUGCCAAGUCCUGUAUUGACUCAAUCAUCCACUUUUAGUAAUUCUCGUUCGAAUUCCCCACCAAAUUCUCGUUCCACUAGAUCAUCUCAUGCUACUCGUUCAAGAAAUAGUUCCAUCUCUACAACUGCAACAGCAAUUACUACUACUACUGCCACUACAGUUUCAACAAGGGCUAGAGCUCAUAGUGCCAGUUCAAGAAGAUCUUCAGUAUCAACAAAUAUCAAUAAUAGUAAUAGUAAUUCUACAGCUCAUCCUUAUUGUAAUAAAUAUUUAUUGAAGUAUGCUUCCUAUUGUGAUAUCCCAGUAGGUUAUAUCCUUCACUUAUUACAAUCUUGUCCAAAUUUAAUUAAUUUGAAUCUGUCAAACGUGGCUUUAGCUAAUGAUUUUAGAAUUGUCUCUAAAAGAAAUAUUAAACCAACAAAUGAUGCAAUGACUAAAGAUUCUCAAUCUUCUUUACCAACUUUAAGAGAAUUUGAACAAUCAACCUCCACUUUGAAGAAAUUAAACAAUUUAAGAAAUUUGGAUGUCAUCUAUUUAACUGAUUCUUCCAAAGAUUAUGAUUAUUAUGAAAAGAUUAAUACUUCAUAUAUGAACAAGCAUAAAAAUCUUUUAACCACUCCCACCACUAUGAGAAGAAAUUCAAACGCAAGUUUAGAACAAACUUCGCCAGAACGUUGGAUUAAAUCUACUCAUGUUUCCAGUUCAUUUACAAUCUCCCCUGUGAAUAAACGUUCUAUCUCCACUUCCGCUAUCAUGACAUCAAACACUCAAAAUGUCACUCCUCCUUAUAUCUUGGAGAAAUUAACAGGUAAUGAUAUUUUCAAUUCUAUCAAUUCUUUAAAUUCUUUACAAAACAUUCAUAUUGAAAGUACCGUUUGGUGUAGAUCUCUGAUAAUCAAAAAUUUUAUCUUUAACCAAUUAUUAAAUUUAACUUCGAAUUCUUCUUCAGUUUUGGAAAAUUAUUCUUAUUUGGAUAAUAAUGAUAAUUUAUCGAUUACCAAUGAUAAAUAUUUCAAUUUUAAAAAAUCGGGAUUGAACAGGCAUCUUAACUGGGCUACAAAGGGUCAUUUUAUCGAUUUUAUAGCGUUGAUCGUUUUAGAUGAAUUAGAAAAUUUGGAUGAUUUGGAUUUAGAAGAUUUAUUUAGCAUUAAAAGAGCAAGGGAUCCUUUAAAUCAUUUACAAUUAUUGAAAUAUUUACAAAAGAAGAAUUCAAAGCAUAAUAGUAAAUAUAGAUCUACAGAUAUUAUUGAAUCGUCAGAAAAAUUCAAUAUUAGUUUUGAUAGACAAAUUGCAUUACCAACAUCUUCCACUUCUAACGAAUCAAAUAACUGUAAUUCAGAUUCAAAUUCAGAAAAACAAACUAUAGAAUUCCAAUUGAUUGUCGUCAAUUCUUCUCAUCGUACAAGAAUUGAAAUUAAAAAAAUCGAUAAUUUAAAAUAUGUCUUAAUCGUCAAAUUAUGUAAUAGACAAAGACGUGAUUUUGAAAUAUCUGCUCACCGGAAAAUCGAUAGAUCUACAAGAAGAAUAUUGAGUAGAAUUAAAGAAUUGAUGAGUGAUGACUUAAGAAGAAAUUUAGGUGGUAACAAUUAUUUAAUGACCAUCUAA